This is a messenger RNA of Acanthopagrus latus (yellowfin seabream), 2723 nucleotides long. RefSeq names its product G protein-coupled receptor 75 (gene gpr75). Gene Ontology annotation, cellular component: membrane. The coding region runs from base 491 to 2134 and encodes 547 amino acids. Gene Ontology annotation, molecular function: C-C chemokine receptor activity. Gene Ontology annotation, biological process: G protein-coupled receptor signaling pathway. The transcript is spliced from 2 exons. The record is from RefSeq and is a predicted model, not a curated record. NCBI's taxonomy places the organism in Eukaryota, Metazoa, Chordata, Actinopteri, Spariformes, Sparidae.
AGACGGACGGACCUCUUGGAUGCAGUGGUUACGCUCGUACCCAGAUACGUAGGCAGUGACUUCAUACUCAUUUUUCUCAGCGCACGUCCAGCGGCCGCCGCUCGCUCCUGUACGAGGAUGGAAACAUCUCCGAGAGAAAAACCGACGUGCCGUCAUGUGUUCGCGGUGAAAGAUUCACACCGGACAUGAGAUCGGACGCGUUUUGUGUCUGUGUUUGCUCUCGCCCUGCCGUGGUUCGGAUGAUUUGAUGGUAAAAUACGUUUUUUGUUGGUUUUGUCCCCCCCCCCCCGCCGCGGUGCGUUCACUUACCAUCAUUUUUUUUUUUUUUGCUUUAAAAACGAAGACGGGCUGCAUCGAGUGAUGAAGAUGACGACUGACGCACUCUACCAAGGUGGCAGCAAUGGCGGAGGCAGCGGAUACUGUGAGCACCACACACUCCUUCGCAGAGGGAUCGAAGACUUUGGCAUCCGUGUAAAUUGUUAAAAGUACGAUGAACGCCACUGUAACACCGUCGGACCUGGUGGACGUGCCAAGACAGCAGAACCUCAAUGGCACCCUGGGCACACCGGCCCUGUCAGGCUGGGCCGUGAUCCACACCGCUACCUUGACCUUUUGCUCCCUCCUCCUCAUCUUCAUCUUCUGCCUGGGCUCCUACGGCAACCUGGUGGUGUUCCUGUCCUUUUUCGACCCGGUGUUUCGCAAGUUCCGCACUAACUUCGACUUCAUGAUCCUCAACCUCUCCUUCUGCGACUUGUUUAUCUGCUGCGUGACCGCCCCCAUGUUCGCGCUGGUGCUCUUCCUGGACGCGGGCGGAGGGGAUGGGGUGUCAAAGAGCUUCUGCUUCGCCUUCCACCUGACCAGCUCGGGCUUCAUCAUCAUGUCCCUGGAGACGGUUGCCGUCAUAGCCCUGCACAGACUGCGCAUGGUUUUGGGGCAGCAGCCCAACCGCACCGCCUCCUUCCCCUGCACGCUGGCCCUCACCGCCCUGCUGUGGACAACCAGCUUCACCAUGGCCGCCCUGCUCACCAUGCGGGCGUACCCCCGCAGGGACGGACCCUGCUUGCCUCACUUUGGCCUCGGAAGCGGGCAGGCCAGGGUUGUGCUGUACGUCUACCUGGCAGACUUUGCCUUUUGCGUUGCCGUCGUGUCCGUGUCCUAUCUGAUGAUCGCCCAGACGCUGAGAAAGAACGCGCAAGUGAGAAAAUGUCCCAUCAUCACUGUAGACGCCACGUGCCCUCCGCCCCCACCGCCUCUCAUCGCAGCAGGCUUUGAGAGCAUGCAGUGUGCUGUUCAAGGCCCCUCUCUGUAUCGUAACCAGACAUAUAACAAGCUGCAGAAUGUUCAGACACACUCUUUUGCCAACAAGACCAGCCAGCCUCUUGUUCCCGGCGCCGCCCAAGGAGCCACCUGCUGUCAGCUGGUGUCUACAGUCAACUUGGCCACAGCCAAAGACUCCAAGGCGGUUGUCACCUGUGUAGUCAUAGUUUUCUCUGUGCUGCUCUGCUGCUUGCCGAUGGGAGUGUCACUGGCACAGGACGUUCUGUCGCCAGAAAGCAGCUUUGCACAUUACCAGUUUGAACUGUGCGGCUUUGUGCUCAUUUUUCUCAAGUCGGGCAUCAACCCCUUUGUGUACUCGCGCAACAGCGCAGGCCUCCGCCGCCGCGUGCUGUGCUGCGUCCAGUGGGCGGCACUGGGCUUUCUCUGCUGCAAGCAAAAGACUCGCCUGCAUGCGAUGGGGAAGGGCAGCCUGGAAGUCAAUCGCAAUAAAUCCUCCCACCACGAGACCAACUCGGCAUAUGUCCUGUCGCCAAAGCCGCAGAGGAGGCUGGUGGACCAGGCUUGCGGGCCCAGCCACUCCAGGGACUGUGCGGGCAGUCCAAAGGCGACAGGUGCGCGCAAGCCUCGCCCGCCGAGCACCUCUACACCUAUCAACACCCGCAUUGAGCCCUACUACAGCAUAUACAACAGCAGCCCCUCCGCGGGGCCCAGCUCCCCCACCAGCCUGCAGCCUGUCAGCUCUCAGACGUUUGCUUUUGCCAAGUCUUAUGUAGCCAUGCACUACCACACUCACCAGGACGCACUGCAAGACUUUGAAAGCACCUCAGUGCACCAGAUUCCCAUUCCCUCUGUCUGAUCAGAGAGCUGCUCCACAGUGAGGUUUGGAUGGUCUCGCCGUGGCUUUAGAUCAAAUGUGAAUCAAAAGAGGAAGACGAAAACAGCCCAUUUUAUGUAUUUGGAUUCUGUAUUAACGUUUGUUUUACUUCUGCAGUGGAAAUACAUGUUAUAUUGUGGAUGAAUUAAAGAAUCUGAAUUAUAAGCCUUGCCAUGGAAGCUCAAACCAAGCAAUAGAAUUGCAACGAAAGUGUCUGUUUAAAAAAAAAAAAAAAAAGACUUACCGUUAAUGACUUACCUUUUACAGAUGCUGCAUUCACACACAUAAAUCUGCCCCUGUGUUGCGCACACGCAUGUGCCAUUAAAACCCAAGACUCUGUAGGUCUUCAUCGCAGCCAAAGACUGCAGUCUCUGGUUUCACUGUCGCUCUCCUCUCUGGUGGAAGUUGCUGAGCACUGACACCAGCCGCUGUGAAACCCUGCACAGGCCCACACGUGGCUGCCGAUGGCAUGUGGUUGCACUUUGACGGACUCCUGCUUCUUCUUGAGAAAAAAAAUAUAUAUUUGUGAACCUCAUACACUUUUCAACACAAUAAAUGUUUGGCAAGUGCA